CUCACUGCGCUGUGAUGACGCCAUCACAAGUCCGCAUCUCUUCUUUGUUUAGCUUUUUUUUUUUACUGCAAACCUUAAAGAUGGAAACCGGGAAGCAGGAAAAGAGUGACAUAAACGAGAGUAAAACCUCACCCCACCUGUUUUGCCAGCUCCACCCUGAGCCCAGGUUGCCUGAGUUUUUAAGCAGCAUUUGUGACUUCCAGGACAUUAAGCUAUUCAGUCUCUGUUUCACCUUGAACCACAUGGCCUCUGCCUGGUCUGAAGAGGAGACCUUUGUCUGCUCAGUAUGCCUGGACACCCUGAAGGACCCGGCCACUCUGCCCUGUGGACAUUCAUACUGCUUGGCUUGUAUCCACAACCACUGGGACAAAAGAGACAGCAGAGGUGAGUACAGCUGCCCCCAGUGCAGGCAGGUCUUCAACCCUAGACCCUCGCUGGCUAAGAGCACUGUGCUAGUGGAAGCUAUGGAGAAACUCAGAACCAACAGCUUCAAGCAGAGCUCCUUCACAGCUGGGUCUUCUGCCCCACCGUCAAUGCCAAUCUACCUGGAGGUCCUACCAGACAGAGGACCAGCACGACAGGGCAGCAUUUACCCUCAGCUUCCCACUGUGGAACCCAGGCCCUGCCCUCAACACAACCAACCCAUGGACCUGUUUUGCCAUGAAGACAUGGAGUGUGUGUGUGAAGUAUGUUGCCAGCAAGGACACAAGGGACAUCGUGUGGUCAAACCGCAUGAGGAAAGGAGGGCGAGGCAGAAAGAGCUUGUCCAAAUGCAGGCUGACGUGCAGAGAAGAAUCAGGGACACAGAAAAGACGCUUAAUGUGCUUCCACAUGUUUCCCGCCAACACAAGGCCUUGGUACAGGCUCUAGAGCAAGAGAGCUCAGAUUUGUUCUCAGAGCUUGUGAAGAGCGUGAAUCAAACGGGAAUCCAGGUGGUUGAGCUCCUCAGCACCCAUGAGGCCUCUUUGGGCAGCCAGGUAGAGGGGCAGAUCAACAGCCUGGAGCAGGAGGUGGCUCAGCUGCACUGGAAGAGUGAAGAACUAAACAGGCUGGUGGGCAUGCAGGACCACAUCUGCUUCUUGAAGAAUUUCUUCACCAUGGAGCUGCCGGGUCAGACUGGUGCCACAAGAGAGCCAAACCUGAGUCAGGAUCAAGCAGAGGUGUCCUCCAUCCGCUCUGCCUUCAAAGAACUGCAAGAGGCAAUACAGGAGCAAUGCAAAGCAAGUGUGGCCAAGAUCUGCAUAUUAUUGAAUCAGGACCAUGUGGCUCCAACAACCAACGGCACAGAAGCAGCAGCAGGGAGCGCUACUGCAGCUGAUAACAGUCGUCAGUGCAGUGCAAGAAACACAGUAUAUGAGAUGACAACAGACCCUCCACCUUUGCCACCACCACGAUCUCAGGGUCAGGAGUCUUCCCCCAAAUCUCAAUCUCUGCAGCCUGCAAGUCUUCACGCUUCAGCGCCCCCUCCUCCGUACCUUCCUCCUCAACCUGAAGCACCUCCUGUAACUAAACUGGGACUUGCUAAUCCAGACCCCAAGACCAGAGGGGAACUGCUGAAAUUCCGCUUUGAACCCACCAUGGACCCUAACACGGUGUACCGCCAUGUGCAGUUGUCAGAUGGAGGUCGCAAUGCCAAAAUGCGGGCAGAGAACCUGAACCCACCGGACCAUCCAGAGCGCUUCGACUUUUGGAGACAAGUUGUCUGCACAGAGCCCCUCGCAGGGAGCCCUUACUACUGGGAGGUGGAGUGGACUGGCCAGAAGAUCACCAUCGGCGUGGCCCACAAGGAGAUGGAGCGUAAAGGCUCCGGUGACACAAGCCGUUUGGGCCACAAUAAUCUCUCCUGGACCUUGUACUGGUCCGGGACUGGCUUCUCCUUCUGGCACGAUGGCAAAGAAAAACAACUGGGCUCACCUAAGGCCCGACGAAUCGGGGUAUAUCUGGACCAGCAUGCAGGGAUUCUAGCUUUUUACCGCAUUGCCAAGAACCAGGCUGAACUCAUCCACCGCUACCAGACCCAGUUCACAGGUCCGCUGUAUCCAGGGUUCAGGUUCUGGGCAGGAGUAGGGACAGGAGUGACUAUUUGUCCUUUGGAUUAAACUGAAUCUGACUUGUGAUGAUAUUCUGUAAAUGACAUAAGAUGUGAUGGUGUUUAGAAAUGUCUGGGUUCAUGACAUCAUUCUGUCUGAAGCCUGUAUUGUUGUCUAAAGUUAUUCUUUGUAAUUUAAUAAAAAACACAUGCACAUUAAAGAGUGCUCAAGCCGUUGGGGGGUUUGGUGACUUGCUCAAGGGCACCUCAGCAUGUACUAAGGAAGUUACCUGGCACCUCUCCAGACUUUGUCCAUGACUAUGUCCAUGACUUGAACCAGUAACCCUCCAGUUCCCAACCCAAGUCCCUAAAGACUGAGCUAUUGCCACCAUAUUGGAUAUUUUCUUGUUUUUAUUUACCAAAAUCUGCAAGCAAACUCCUGCACACUGUCUCACUGCAAAGUCUGGAUUUGUGUUCCAUCAAAGAUUCAAUUUGACCAAAGUUGGUACAUCCUCACUUAUUAUCUCUUGGAGCCAACAUUUUGUAAGUCUCUCUCUUUCUUUUUCCAAACCUUCAUAAGCCUCUGUUUGUGCCAGUAAACUCUCGUAAUACAAAACUAUUCAUGGAGGGACAAUGACGCUCUCAUUUUACAUGUGGUGGCAACAGGUUGUCAGAAAGAAGCGGACAAAGCACUGCUGGCUUCUGGGUGAAAAUAUGUAUCUUAAAUGAGAGAUUUUAAAAUCUGAUUGGUGGAAAAACAAUAAACACAAACACAUGACACCCUUCGCGCUCACUUCCUGGUUUAGCCUUCCAUAACAGAUUUAUAUGAGUUGAAGCCCCUGAGAGGAGUUUUUACCUCGUUAUGAAACAGACUGAAAUGAAUACUGAUGCGUCAGAAUUACCCACUAGCAAACAAGACCAUCAAAGUGACAAACACUGACUUUUUAAAAAUUAUUUAUGACUAUUUCUGUUACUGCUGUGACGGGAUAGGUGUCAGACAAGAUGAUUUACAACAAGCUGAAGAAACAACAUUUUAGUCCAGUGGAAAAUUUCACAUUUAGUGUGUUUACAUGGACUUUAGUAUCCCGUUAAGA
Molecule: messenger RNA, 3123 nt
Organism: Labrus bergylta (ballan wrasse)
Lineage: Eukaryota; Metazoa; Chordata; Actinopteri; Labriformes; Labridae
Source: RefSeq, a predicted model, not a curated record